UUUGUUUCAUUUCACAUCUCGUUCUCGUACCGUUCACAACGUACGUUCAGUUUUCUCUCAGUUAACGAAAAAUAAAGACGCACUCGUCUUUCGGAAUUUCAUCAGUUCAGUGUGUUCGCUGAAGGAGUACCAGAAAGCAAAUCAAAACAGUUUCGUGUGAGUGAGACAUCCUCAAACAAGAAAAAAAAACAACGGAAGCCGAUUGGACAAUACGUUCUGGCGAAAGUGAAGUGAAGUUACGCCACUAGAAAGGCAAAAGGACACAAGCAAGUCAAGUGCAAGGAUACGUGAAGUGAUCUACCAAAAAACACACAAUCAUGGUGUAUGCAAAUAUGGUAGCAGAGCCGACGAUGGGUGGCAAAAUCCCUCAGCCCAGUUCGCUGGAACCACUAUCCCGGACAUACCAGUACCGUAAGGUGAUGAAACCGAUGCUGGAACGGAAGCGCCGUGCUCGUAUCAAUCGUUGCCUGGAUGAACUGAAAGAGUUGAUGGUUUCGGCUCUGCAGUCUGAAGGCGAAAAUGUUUCCAAGUUGGAGAAGGCCGACAUCCUGGAACUUACCGUUCGUCAUCUGCACAAACUCCGCCGGCAGCAGCGUUUGACAGUUAAUCCCGUUAUUGAUGCCGAUCGGUUCCGCGCCGGAUUCACUCAUGCCGCCAACGAAGUUUCCCGCUGCCUAGCCUCCACCGCUGGUGUUGACAUCAAGCUUGGUACAAAACUUAUGACCCACCUCGGACACCGCCUCAACGAUAUGGACAAAGUUUCUCCGCUGUCCGUGCACGUCGAACAGAACAUGCAAAGUCCUCCGAUCUCGCCGUUCUCAACCUCAUCAUCUUCUGCAGUCGAUAUGCAAUCCUACCAGAUGCCACUGACCCCGCAGUCGUUCCGCUCCGGCAGUGGAAACUCCAACAGUCCAUCUCCAAACCCCAGCGAGUGCUCCACCGGCUCCAGUGAUCAGCCCACUUCCGAUCUGCUCAAGAUCCAGGAGUCCGUUUGGCGGCCGUGGUAAAUCUUCUCCAUUUUUUCACCGCAAACUUCAAAUUACGAAUGGAACCGGUACCAGUGACAGCAAGACUUAUCACUCCAACGCAACCAAAUUCCUCAAUCCAGAGAUCUCAAAAGACGAGAAGAUGAAGACAAAACAGAACAAAAAGCAGUUCAUUCAAACAAUCAAUCGUAUGGGUAUAGCUUUAAUAGGAGAUAGGACUUUUUUCACUCUAAUUGUUUAAGAGUUUGUGAUAUUACCGUUCUUUAGGGACUAGGUCUUAAGGUUAUCUUUUGUUAGUGCUUUUUCGCUGAGAAAGAAUCUGUUUUAUUUCUGCAUUUUAGCUCAGAAAACAUUUUAGCCAGUAGCAGAUGUUUGUUCGAAUAAGACUUAUUAGAUUGUUUACAAAUUGCGCAGUUUGUUGCAAUUUCUGUGAUUAAUAUGAGCAAAACAUGAGAAUCAAAAAACUACUUUGGUAAAAUUUUACUAAGCAAAAAAUAAAAACAAAAUACAAUCAAAUAUUGGAAAAAAUUAAAACUUAUUUUU
Molecule: messenger RNA, 1529 nt
Organism: Topomyia yanbarensis
Lineage: Eukaryota; Metazoa; Arthropoda; Insecta; Diptera; Culicidae
Product: enhancer of split mgamma protein-like
Exons: 1
Coding region: 318-1007 (229 amino acids)
Biological process (GO): anterior/posterior pattern specification; regulation of transcription by RNA polymerase II; regulation of neurogenesis
Cellular component (GO): nucleus
Molecular function (GO): DNA-binding transcription factor activity, RNA polymerase II-specific; RNA polymerase II cis-regulatory region sequence-specific DNA binding; protein dimerization activity
Source: RefSeq, a predicted model, not a curated record